Molecule: messenger RNA, 684 nt
Organism: Mesorhabditis spiculigera
Lineage: Eukaryota; Metazoa; Nematoda; Chromadorea; Rhabditida; Rhabditidae
Source: the annotation of a GenBank genome assembly
AUGCUCCGCUUUGCCCUGUUGCUGCUUUUGGUCGCGGCCGUCGAGGCGAAGAAGAGCGCUUUGGUGGACAAGGGCGUGAACAUCAUGCUGCAAGCCGUCGGCGCGUCGCGUACGGCUGGUAUGAUCCGGCAGUGCAGUUGCCAAGAGAUGCAAAGGUGCAUCGCCCAAGAUGUGCAGACGAUGAACCGGUGCAGCGCCCAGUGCUAUGGCGCCUUCGGCAAGGUGACCCCCACCCCACAGGCCCUGAAGAGCUGUCUCGACCAGGGUACAACCAACCAGGUCGUCUCUUGCGUCACUUCGCAACUUUUCACUUGCGGCAAAACCGGUCAGACGCGUCGCUACAACUACCAGCGCUUCUACUCGACCGUUGCCCUGCAGGUGCAAACCCAGAAGAACGCGCUCACCAGCUCGUCGGCGCUGAAGAUGGUCAAGCCGGUAGCCAGCGCCGGUAUCGACUUUGGAGUCUGUUCGCUGAACUGCUUCGUGCGCUCGAGCCCCGACCGGUGCUUCGACCAGCUCCGUUGCCAGCCCACGGUCAACGAGGCUCAAAUCAGGCCGAUUGCCCGGAAGUGCUUCAAGCAGAUUGAAACCGCUGCCGCCUCAAAGUGCUACUGCAUGCUGAACGCUGGUGUUAGCUCUCUGAAGAACUUCUGCGGUCUUGCCUCCACUCUGAUGCAUCGCGGU